Ictalurus furcatus (blue catfish) is the source of this 2626-nucleotide messenger RNA. RefSeq names its product UV-stimulated scaffold protein A (gene uvssa). Gene Ontology annotation, molecular function: RNA polymerase II complex binding. The record is from RefSeq and is a predicted model, not a curated record. NCBI's taxonomy places the organism in Eukaryota, Metazoa, Chordata, Actinopteri, Siluriformes, Ictaluridae. The transcript is spliced from 15 exons. Bases 328 to 2502 code for a protein of 724 amino acids. Gene Ontology annotation, cellular component: chromosome. Gene Ontology annotation, biological process: transcription-coupled nucleotide-excision repair; response to UV.
UUUCAAGUUUCACGCUUCCGGUAACAAAUCGAAGCCGGAACAGACGCUAUAUCCAGCCUUUACAUCCUAUCUCCUGAAAGAAAUAUUUAGUGUUUUCUCUUGUGAAAUUAUGACUCUGUUAUAAGUCUGGCUCUUCUACACGGUUCUGCUCCUUGGGGCACUUGCAGCGGUUUCUGCACAAAAGGGUGCUGUCGGAUUUCUGUGUCCUUUAGACUGUUACAGAAUGUCGCAGGUUGGAAAACCUUUGACAUGAACUUGAUAAUAUCCUUCUAGGUUCCUGUGUGAAAGAGCUCACAGCAGGGGUUCUUACCAACUUGGUAGAAAAGGAUGGAUCAAGAAAUGCGGGAUAAGCUGUCCGAGUUGGUGGAGGAGUUGACUACCUCUGGAGAACCCCAGCUGAAUCAAGCAAAAAUGAAAGAAGUGAAGAAGAUUUGCAAGCUUUCCAAUGACUACAUCGAUCACUUCUAUCACCUCGUCAUGACCCAGCUAAAUCAGGAUCACGCUGAGGUUCGCUUCUCUGCCUUCCAAAUGGCUGCUGAGCUUUUCAGCCGUUCUCAUCACUUCAGAGCUCUCUUGGUCACUAACCUGCAGGAGUUCCUGGAGCUAACGGUAGAGACAGACGUUGAGCAGCCGUUGCCUCCCCCGAAAGAAGUAGCCAGGAAGCUGAAGACCCAAGCCAUCCAGACUGUACAGGCCUGGCAGACCACGUAUGGGGAAGCCUACAAGAAGCUGGCUUUGGGUUAUCAUUUUCUGAAGCAAGUUAAAAAGGUAGACUUUCAGGAUGUUGAAGCAAGAACACUGGCUGAGCGACGGAGACGGGAGGAAAAACAGCAAAGACUGGAGCGAAUUUAUAAGGGAAAGCUUGAAAAGGCCAAGCAAGAGAUGGAAGAAAUGGCUUCCGAAAUUGAGGAAUCUCUGACCGAGAUGAACAACUGCAUGACCUUGAUCAUGCCAGACACUUUCAAUUUUUUUAGCCAAGAACUGACAGCGGUCAGUGAGACGAGCACUGAAGUUAGUCUCCAGGACACGGAUGUCUGUGAUGAACAGCCUUGCUGCAGCAAAGACCUUAACAAAGAGGGUGGAAGGAUGGCAGGGGCAACUAAAGGUGACGAGGAAAAAGAGGACUCCAGUGCAGAGAGCGACACGGAGGAGGGUGUGGACGAGGAUGUGUUCAUCCGCAGCUCUGGGCUGAUGUCCCACACCUAUCGGCUAGAUCUGAAGGUGUCCUCAGAUUUGAAUGUGAAAGAGACUGAGGAGAAUGAAGCAGUAGUGAACACCAUGAGAGAUCUGCACAGACUCCUCAGUAGUAGAUACCUCCCUGCCAUCCAAUCCUGGAUUCAGGUUUUUACAAAAGUUGGUGUGGAGGAGCAGCUGAUGAGGCGAGCCACGGACCUAAAAAAAUCUCUCGAGAUGGUUUUGAGGAAACAUGAUGAGCUUCAUAUAGUCUACAAAGCAAGGCAGAGAAGAGUGUUAAAGGCUGGAGAGGAGGACGACGAUGAUGACGAUGAUUUUGAAGAGGUGCCGGAGAAGGAGGGUUAUGAGCCACAUAUCCCCGAGCAUCUGCGGGCCGAGUACGGUCUUGAUCCGAUAUCUUCUCCAUCCACCUCUGUGGCUGAACUAAAGCCAUCAAAGCCAGUGGAGAGACCUAUAGCUCCACCCAUGCCCUCAACUCUCAGCCGGCUUAAGAGCAGGAGAUAUGAAGAAGAGCUGGACCCUACAUGUGCAGCUGCCACGCUGCGUAUCCUAAAAGAGAAAGUGGCCACGGCAACAUGUACAAGUGUGUCUGGAGGCUCUCCUGAACCCGCCACGAGCUGCAGCGGUGAACAGACGGAGGAGAAGGAGAAAGCUCCUGUUGUUUCAUUUGGUCUGGACCUCUACUACUGGGGAGAGGAGCAACCCACAGCUGGCAAGAUCAUCAAGAACAUCUCCCAGCACCAGUUCUGGGUGCCUCACGAAGUGGAGGAGGAGGUUGAGAACGAAGAGCUGUCUGCACAGAUGAAGUCCAGGUACAUUACCUUUGCUGGACGUUUCCAACCUGUAGAGCACAAGUGCAAAGCCCCGCUGCCUAACGGCUCAUUGUGUGAACGCCAGGACAGAGUCAAGUGUCCGUUCCAUGGGUUAAUAAUUCCUCGGGAUGAGAUCGGGAGGCCAGUUAAUCCAGAGGAUGCAGCUCGUCUGGAGAAGGAAGAGUAUAAACGCAGAGAGGAGCAGCCAGACUGGCGAGACCCAGAGCUCAUGAGGGAGAUUGAAGCAGCUACGGGUGAAGAUCUGGGCUCUUCUAAAACUUACGGAAAAGGCAAAAAGGCUGGGAAAGGAAAGGGAAAGAAAAGGAAGCAUCCCAACCUCACAGACCUGAAGCAAACCGCCAAUACUUCUCGCUCAAGGCUAGAAAAGAAGGUCUUUAAUAAGAGCUCCAUGAAACGAAUAGCGGCGGUGAUGAACAAGAUGGACACGAGGAAGCAUGAGAAAUUCGCCAACCAGUUUAACUACGCGUUAAAAUAAGAUGCAAGAUAUUCUCCUGUCCUCAAAACUGUGAUCUCAGCUUGACCGAAGUGUAAAAAAAAAAAAAAAAGCUAAUGUUCAUGGUUUUAUUUCUAAAAAUGUGAAAUUAAAUAAUAUUUAAACA